ACCCCGCCCAUUUGUACAAUUUAUAUUUUUUAAAUGUGAUUUUAAAGCAUACCCUAACCGUAACCACACUGCUAACCGUAUGCCUCGUCCUAACCUUCAAUUAAGACCAAAAAUAUAAUAUUAGGUUUAAUACAUUUUUAAUAUGUAGGCCAAUUUGACUUUGUGGCUGUGGUAACUAGUGGAAGAUCUUGUUGCGCACUGGAAUUGGGUCCGACUGCAACUCUCAACCGUAGAGAAUGAUAGAGAGGCCUGUAUAAGUGCCCAAAGGCCUUUUUAGCAUGAGCAGCACCAUUGAGUGCUUCCACCACUGCAAUGUAGUCAACUGGGUGAGACGUCCAACUUCAUUAGCUGAGCCCUCCUGGUGACCCUGUUGGAGUCAUGUCCGACUUGGACAUGAAGGGAUCAGCGAAUCGAGAAGAAGAAAAUGGACUACUUUAAAAUGGAGAUAGCCUCAAUGGCGCUGCCCAUGCUCUCACAUAAAUUAUAAUGGCACAGAUACAAAGACGAGCCCUCUAUCUAUCUCUAUGCUCUAAACUUUCUUCUUAUUCUUAGUGUGGUUUUCCAGCUGCCUUUCACAGGUCGGAGUGUGAAUUGCACAUUUGUUCAAAAUUGUACCCUCCAGAUUUCACAAAAAAAGGGCAAUGGGAAAAAUAAAUGGCCCCACCAUCUAACUUUACAUAAACGCCACUAUCCCCAACAAACCCACCACCCUUUCCCACUAUUUUGGCCCUAACAGAUCCUCUCAGAACCUCCUGUAGUUUUUCUUCACCAAAAUCUCUGACACCCAAAGCUUCUCUGCUGCUGCUAUUACCUCAUCAAUCUUCUUGGAUUUUCCGUUCCAUUUAUGAGACCCGACAGUGAGCCAGGCGGAUAGCAUCUCGAUUGCUAAUGUCUGACGGUGUAUUGAGAGAUGCAGAUGCUGUCCCCGAUGCGGGCGCCUGUCGUUUGAAGCCGGUCGAAACUCCAAGAACCAAUACAGGCAGAACCAUGGACAGAUCCUGUAAAAAAUGGUCAGCCUGUGGUGUGCGUGGGUGAGGAGGAAAGCGGGUAAGGAGAUGGGCUGCACCUCGGCCAAGCAGGUGUCGGCAGUGCCAAGUGGUGAGGAGGGCCGCAGUAAAGCCUACAGCAAUGGGGACCUUCUUUCCGACGAGUACAAAAAAGGAGUGGAAAAGGUCAAGUAUAUCAAUGGAGAAGAGGACAGACUGAACACCUGCAACCAGGACAGCACGGAGAAGACUGCCCUGCUUACUAGGGUCCAACGCACAGAUGACACAGGAUCAAAUGGCAAUGGGAAGACACAUAUCCAUUCUUCAGAGAGCCAGCAAGAGUUCUUCAGGAUGCUGGAUGAGAAGAUAGAAAAGGGGCAGGACUACUGCUCAGAGGAAGAGGAUAUGACAUAGCACUGACGUCCGCUAUCUGCUCCCCUGAGAGGAAGGAUUUGUCCAAUGGAGGCUGGUGUCAUUUCAGCCAUUACAAUGAGCCAUUCCAUUCCAGCCAUUACAAUGAGCCCAUCCUCCAAUUUCUCCCUCCACUUGCCUCCACUGGAUUUUUCCAAUGGCAUGGACAGACUAUACCACAUAUACCUUACCCAAUGGCCCCUCCUCCUUUUGGACUGGCCCAUUUCGUGGAUGGAGUGGGAGACACGUUGACCCUCAAGCACCUUUGCUUACCACACUGUCUAUAUCUACAACCAUCUCCCCGUAACAGAUGUUUGAGUCCAUUGCGACAAUGUCCCCCCCCCCCCACCCCAAAGGAGCAAGGACCACUUCCACGCACCAGGCGUAUAAUUUUGAACAACUCUCCAAGUCUGUCGCCAUGGUUACCCUGCACACGAAGUACAGCAGCUGCUCUAGACUCUGUGACUGUGGUCCGUUAAAAGACACUGGCAUUCUAGUCAUUUUGAACCCAUGGAUUGACUAAAGCCACGACCAAUAACCAUGAUGGUAUCAGUCUCAAAGAACAUUUGUCAAUCCUUAUCUGAUUCUGAUUGGAUUAUGAACAGUGGAGGUAAUGGAGAGCAGAGGAAAAUGAAUCUGGGAAUUAUUCCAGGGGUCGUAUUCAUUGGGCACCAAAUGGAAGAAAACGUUCUGAAACAGGGAGGGCCUUCGAAUAAGAAGCGGCAGUUGACAUUUUCCAUAGCAAAAUGUUUUUUUUCUACAGUGUUCCCUAAUGAAUGCGAUCCAGGUGGCUGAAACGUUGAGCAUUGCAGAUAGAAACACUAAUACAGCUGCUGAUGCUCCUUAUCAUUGCAUUAUAUCCUUAUCUCUAUGUAGUGUAUAUCUAUCUGCAACAUUCCAAGCGUGCCACCCCAAUGAACACACCCUUGGAGGGGAAACCGGGGUUACUUACUUCCUGCAUUCCAAGACACUUUUUGAAUCUUCUUUUCUACAGUAUGUUCAUAUGCGAUUCAUAGUCUUAUCUAUGUCUUCUUACUUCACCACGUAGGGUAUUCUUGUUUAAUUUUAAUGCUCAGGGUUGAAGUGUUCUAGUCAUUGUCUUUUGUAGGAGAGCCUACCUCUUCAUUAGGCUUUGUUGUCCCAUUUGUGUACACACACACGGUUAUUUCCCUAGCACCCUACUGUCACUAUCUGUUCUUCUUACCUGUUAAUAAGACCAUCUCAGUGUUAAAUCUACAGGCAGUAUACUGUAUUAGGAGCAUAGAUCAUGCAAUGGUCUUUGCAUUUGUCGUCAUGGUCAUUUUUCUGUGCUUGUUUUUCAUGUUCAAAUGUUUUUUAUUUUAUUAUAGUCAAAUAAAAAACAAGAAAUGUUUUCAGGU
Messenger RNA from Oncorhynchus kisutch (coho salmon), 2776 nucleotides. RefSeq lists its product as uncharacterized. The transcript has 7 exons. The record is from RefSeq and is a predicted model, not a curated record. Bases 1008 to 1400 code for a protein of 130 amino acids. NCBI's taxonomy places the organism in Eukaryota, Metazoa, Chordata, Actinopteri, Salmoniformes, Salmonidae.